UCAAACCGAGUCAAAUCUUCAUAUCAAAAACGUGUGUUUGCUUUCAAACAUUUUGUUUUAGACUUGCUUAUUUUUACUAUUUUGUGCAAAAUUACCGAAAAAAUUGUCACGCGAAAAUUUAUCAAACCGAGUCAAAUCUUCACAUCAAAAGCUGAAAAAAUGAGUUUUGAUAAAUGCAUGAAAGAGGGCGAAAGUAUAGAGCAAAAGGAUGUCGAGAACAAAUCUCCAGCCCUGGUUGAAAAAUGGUUAGAUAAAAGCUACGACGCAUAUUGCAAUGCAGCUUUGGCGGCUAUGAGCCGUACACAGAAAGAGAAAGCCCUUGCGAGCAUACAGAGGUCACUAGAAAGAAAACGGGUCUUUUACGCUGACAACCCGAGGAGGUGUGGCGACAUUAACGGGGUGAAACUAAGGAACAUCUCGAAAACGUUUUACUGGAUGAGCUAUCUCCAACUGGUUUCCGAUGAACGAGUUUCGGAUUUUGAGCAUUUAACGGACAAGAUUGAUUUGUUGGUGGACGAUUUUGAGGCAGCAGCUCCUGAAUUGAGCAGGGACUCAAUCCUUUCUGCUAUGGCUGAAGGCACCCACAAUUCAUCAGUUGCUGUAAAAGGCCUGAUUUUGUUCAAGAAAGCAAAAUUUUUCUUCAACAGUGGAGUUGUCUACGGCGAAUGUAACGAGGUAAAACUGGCAAAAUACAAUUUUGAGGAGAUUCAGCGCCCUGUCGAGGAGUUUUAUAGAGUCUUCAAUGAUGCUCAGAAAAUUUCCUCUGUUUCAUCAAAAGAUCGGCAGCAGCUUGAUGAAAUUAAAGAGGAGGUCAGAAUCUUAGAAGGCGAGACUCUCACUGAGAUGACUCAAGUCAUUGGACGUUUGUCGCUCGCCGCUGCAAACGAGAAGCACGAAGAGGUCAUGAAAAAUCAGGAGACUCUAGAUUUUGAAUUGGUGUACUACGUGUAUGAUUUGUACCACCAUGCUUUGUCACAAGUCCGUGAUAAAGAUGUUGAACUGGAGGCAGAAAUUUUGAGCAUAAUGGGGACUUAUCAAUUAAAGGUACUCAAAAUGCCCAACAGUAGAAACAAGGCAAAAAAUUACUACACAAAGUGCAUCGAACUGGCGUUAUCAUUGCAUCCCAAAAACGUGACCACCGAAAAAUGGUACAAAGAUGCUGAGGAUAACUUGCGCGACCUCCAAAAAGACGUCCUGAAAAGCGAGCAUGAAAAAGACAGCGAGGAAAAACAAAAGUACACAAAAGAAUUAUUGGAGGUUUCACAGUUCCUCGAUGAUCGAAGGUCACCUGCUGAUUACCAACUGAAAAAUGAAAUUCUAGCAAUCAUUGAGAAGUAUCCUCCGAAAGUGCAAGGAUUUGACGCAAAGAAUUUUGGGGCAUCGGAUGAGCAAGACUCUAAAAAAGUUUUACGAAAAGCGAUUCAAAUAUACCAUCCGGACAAACAGCCAAAGGAAGACAGACUGUGGUUCUGGACCAGCGAGAGAAUCACCAUGUUUUUGACCGAACUCUUGAGCAAGGUCAAAACAGGAAGUUCAAAUCACAAUUGAUUCAUUAACUGCUCUAUGAGAUAGAAAUAUUAUGAUAUUUUGAAAAAAAUCUGUUCAACAUGUCUCAACAGUUAUGUACAUAAAAGCCAAUUAAAUUACACGAUAACCAUUUGAGGCUUGCGAUUGUGCAAAAUAUUGAUGAAAAAAUAAUGCCUUAUAAAUUUUGCACAGGC
This is a messenger RNA of Symsagittifera roscoffensis, 1721 nucleotides long. RefSeq lists its product as uncharacterized. The transcript is spliced from 4 exons. Bases 160 to 1548 code for a protein of 462 amino acids. Lineage: Eukaryota; Metazoa; Xenacoelomorpha; Acoela; Convolutidae. The record is from RefSeq and is a predicted model, not a curated record.